Molecule: messenger RNA, 2109 nt
Organism: Pseudozyma hubeiensis SY62
Lineage: Eukaryota; Fungi; Basidiomycota; Ustilaginomycetes; Ustilaginales; Ustilaginaceae
Product: BUD32 protein kinase
Exons: 2
Coding region: 1-2109 (702 amino acids)
Biological process (GO): protein phosphorylation
Cellular component (GO): cytosol; EKC/KEOPS complex; nucleus
Molecular function (GO): ATP binding; protein serine/threonine kinase activity
Source: RefSeq, a predicted model, not a curated record
AUGUCUGGAAUCGAUGACCGAGUCCGCGACGGCUCUUCUUCGAGCCCGCCGUCGAAUCGCACACCGCGGCUAGCCUUUCCGACAACCCGCUCGCGGCCCACUUCCAUCGUCGACUCGGUGGAGGCGACCACUGAAGCGAUGCUCUCAACUUCUCCAGCGUCGUCGAUCGCCUCGGCCGGCGCUUCUCCGCGAAAGCACACACAAUCAGCGGCAGAGCGUCUUGCAUCUGCACAGGCAAAGGAUGCUGCGGCUGCGGCUAAAUCGCACAGAGCGCGAACUUCGUCCAGUACAUCUCGAUCCAGCACCGACGGGGCGCGUCCAAAGCUUCCCUCGUUGCUACAGGCGACCAGCACGAUAAAAUCAGGAGCAACGCCUGUCACUAGCAUUUCUGUCGACACCUCCUCCGAUGCGCCAACCCAGGACACAACAUCGAAAUCAGGUGUGCCCUCGAACAUCCCUGAGUCGUCUUCGCCGGACACGGGCAGUCAAUCCACAUCGAGGCGUGCGUCUCGCGAUCAGUCUUCAAUCACCAGCACCAGCAAAAAGGUGGCAGGCCCAAGCACGACCAAGCAGACGACGGCUGCACCACGGUCAACUCCCAAUGCGCCUCCUCUGGUCGCCCUUCUUUCCGAUUCGUCCACGUCAAAGCUCAUCAAGCAAGGUGCCGAGGCCAAAGUCUACAUCUCCCGCAUUGCGACCAACAACAUCCUCUCAUGGCCUCAGCCACGCUCGUCCGAGCUCGAAUCGACCAAAGUGGAGCCUCCUGCUUCCGUCCUGCUCAAAUGGCGCUUUCCAAAGACCUAUCGACAUCCGACGCUCUCGAACAACAUCACUGCUUCGCGCACCAUCAUGGAGGCCAGGGCACUGCUUCGGUGCGCAAAAGCGGGGGUAGCUGUACCGAGCGUUCGCUGCGUUGAUGAGAAGGAGGGUAUACUGGGUCUUGAGCUCAUCGCUGGCAAGAGCGUACGCGAGUGGCUCGGUGGUGGUGCUGAAGGCGAGGACGACACGUUGAUCGGCAACGGAGAUGCCGAAGAGGAGGAAACAGUGCUUUCGGAGAAUGAUCAGGCCAAGUUGAUGAGGUUGAUCGGGAAACAGUUGGCUAUCAUGCACGAAGCUGACAUCAUUCACGGUGACCUAACCACUUCCAACAUGAUGUUGCGCCCUGCUUCGCCAUCCACCGCCGCAGACGGCGCAGCAGCGACCGUUGAUCUGGACCGUGACGAGGUGGUUCUGAUCGACUUUGGCCUCUCCUCUGUUUCAGCAUUUGCCGAGGAUAAGGCUGUGGACCUGUACGUGCUUGAGAGGGCAUUCGCUUCGACGCAUCCUGCCUCCGAAGCGCUCUACCGCACCAUCCUCAACAGCUACGCGGAAGAGGUCACUGCUCGUUCAGCUGGCAAGAACCGCGGAAAGGGCGGUAAGCUCGACAAGUGGGAGGAAACACGACGCAAGCUCGAAGAAGGUAAGUCGACUCACACUCGCAGGGCAUCUGACAUUGCAGAGCUUUUCACUGACCCUCUCUCGUGCGCAAUUUCGACUGAUGAUGACGAUCUUUUGGCAACAGUCCGAAUGCGAGGUCGCAAGAGAUCCAUGGUGGGAUCGGCUCUAUGGAAAGAAAACUGGCACCGUCGUGUAGUGGUCAAUGUCGAGCUAUCGAUUCAGUUCGAGUGUCACGGUGUCACCACUGCUCUUCGAUCGUUACCCUCCAUCGCAGGUGCACUGCUGCAGUUGCGACCAACUCACGCUCUGCGCUUGCUCAGAUCUUCACCCGACACCGCCGAUCGUACCGGCCAAGACUGGCUCGCAUUGGCAUCGAGGAUGGACACGGAACUGGAUCACAUUGGAGCAGCGAGUCUGCUGGGCUCGCACACUCCUCACGAGAGCUGUGCGAGGACACCGCCGAGGCAAGCUCGACCCUGGUUGAGCUGGCAUCUGGUACCUUUGCAGUCGACGUCUGUGUUGACGAGGGUGCCGUUGGCAGGGUCGUUGGAGAAGGUUAUGGAUGUGAUGUUGACAAAGGCAUUGCAGACGGUGGAUGCGGUUGUGCCGGAUGCUGCUUCGCCUUCGCGUGUGAUGGGUUGGCGGAGGGGAGGCAAGAGCAAGACGGACUGA